UGAUGUGACGCUGGGCUUUGACGUCAUCUCCGGCAUUGUGUGUUAAAGCAGGCCUGGCGGGAUCUCCGCGGGUCAAUAUUUUUAGGUUCGUUUGGUGAAUCCGGUUCAAUCGGAACCAUCAGAACUGCAAACAUGACGGUGGGUAAGAGCAGUAAGAUGCUGCAGCACAUCGACUUCAGGAUGAGGUGCAUCCUGCAGGAUGGUCGCAUCUUCAUUGGCACCUUCAAAGCCUUUGACAAACACAUGAACCUGAUCCUGUGUGACUGUGACGAGUUCAGGAAGAUCAAGCCAAAGAACUCAAAGCAGCCUGAGAGGGAGGAGAAGCGGGUGCUUGGCUUGGUUCUGCUGAGGGGGGAGAAUCUUGUCUCGAUGACAGUGGAGGGCCCGCCCCCUAAAGAUACGGGGAUUGCUCGGGUUCCGCUGGCGGGUGUCGCUGGAGGCCCAGGUGUGGGUCGAGCAGCAGGCCGCGGCGUUCCUGCAGGAGCACCGAUGCCUCAGGCCCCUGCUGGCCUUGCAGGCCCGGUUAGAGGAGUGGGUGGCCCUUCACAGCAGGUGAUGACCCCACAGGGUAGAGGGACAGUUGCUGCAGCUGCAGCAGGAGCGAGCAUUGCUGGUGCUCCAACACAAUACCCCCCUGGACGAGGAGCCCCGCCCCCUAUGGCCAGAGGAGCCCCGCCCCCUGGUAUGAUGGGCCCUCCCCCAGGUAUGAGGCCCCCCAUGGGCCCUCCAAUGGGAAUGCCCCCUGGUCCAGGUCGCGGUGCUCCGAUGGGAAUGCCCCCCCCAGGCAUGAGACCCCCUCCUCCUGGUUUAAGAGGACCUCCUCCCCCUGGGAUGAGACCACCCCCUCGACCCUAGAAUGCUCUCCCACUCAGCUGUACAGAUUUUUUUAUUUCAUUAUUUUGUACGUGUGUGUUCUUAGGAGUUUUUCUGGCCUAAUUGUGGAGUUUCAAUGGAAACAAGUUCAAUAAAGGAGUGGAUCAGGCA
Oryzias latipes (Japanese medaka) is the source of this 984-nucleotide messenger RNA. It is a transcript of the gene snrpb, whose product is annotated as small nuclear ribonucleoprotein polypeptides B and B1. Gene Ontology annotation, cellular component: nuclear speck. Gene Ontology annotation, molecular function: RNA binding. The record is from RefSeq and is a predicted model, not a curated record. NCBI's taxonomy places the organism in Eukaryota, Metazoa, Chordata, Actinopteri, Beloniformes, Adrianichthyidae.